AUGGUCCCUCGCUGCUUUAAUUACCACCUGCGAUCCAGGGGGUGCAUUCGGAAUGAAGGGGUUGGAGGGAGCAUGGCAAGGUUUCCUCAGGUGUUCAAGAUGUCAUUGAAGGUGCAGACAAGUAACAUCACAAACAAGAACGACCCUAAGUCCAUCAACUCCAGAGUCUUUAUUGGGAAUCUCAACACAGCCGUUGUCAAGAAAUCAGAUGUGGAGACCAUUUUCUCCAAGUACGGCAGAGUGGUGGGCUGCUCCGUUCACAAGGGCUAUGCGUUCGUACAGUACUCGAACGAGAGGCAUGCACGGGCCGCUGUCCUGGGGGAGAACGGACGAAUACUUGCCGGGCAGACGCUGGAUAUCAACAUGGCUGGAGAACCUAAACCCAACAGACCCAAAGGGCUGAAGAGAGCAACCUCCGCCUUGUAUAGUGGAUACGACUUUGACUAUGACUACUACAGAGAUGACUUCUACGACAGGCUUUUCGAGUAUCGAGGCCGGGUCUCUCCUGUCCCCAGGGUGGUUCCUGUGAAGCGUCCCCGGGUGACCAUCCCCUUAGUCCGACGCGUAAAAGCAACGCUCCCCGUCAAACUUUUCGCCAGAUCGGCCGCCAUUGCAAACAGCUCUGCCAAAUUAAAAUUGAAAUGCAAUGAGCUGCAGACAAUCAAAACCGAGCUGACACAGAUCAAAUCCAACAUUGAUGCUCUUCUGGGCAGAUUGGAGCAGAUUGCUGAAGAACAGAAAUCAUCCACAGAGGUACGAAAGAAGGCAGAUGGGAACAAAAGCGAGAUCUCCCAGGACGACACAGCAUCAGAGGCAGAAAUCACCACGGAGGAGCCGCUGAACGGGGAGGAGGGAGAAGAGGAGGGACUCACGCGAGAUGACUGUGAAGACGAAUUGCACGUUCGGAACAGCGAUGAACACCAGUGUGAGGAGAGCACGAGGUUAUAUCCUGGACUGGCAUGCUGA
Molecule: messenger RNA, 966 nt
Organism: Emys orbicularis (European pond turtle)
Lineage: Eukaryota; Metazoa; Chordata; Testudines; Emydidae
Gene: RALY
Product: RALY heterogeneous nuclear ribonucleoprotein
Exons: 8
Coding region: 1-966 (321 amino acids)
Cellular component (GO): nucleus
Molecular function (GO): RNA binding
Source: RefSeq, a predicted model, not a curated record